CUAUUAUUUGCCAUGUUUUACUGUUAGUUCAUUUAUUUGAUUUUGAAUAGUAUUCUUUAAUAAAUUUCAUUGUUUUGUCUUGUCUUUUUCUGGUUCUUCUGGGGCUAAAAAUCUCCGCUCUUUCUCUUAUUUCAUAAGAACCAUUUAUUAACAACACCCUUACAUUGGUCCUGACAAUGGUUUUUAUGACGAUCGAGCUUUGGUUUUAGUGCAUCCAAGUUUGAAAUAAUGUAUUUUUUUGUGGGUUUCCUCCCAAACACCUUUUUUUAAGUUGCUAUAAAUUGAGGUUUUCUUGGUUGGUCCAAGGAUGGAAACAAGGUUCAGAUAUGGUGAGUUUUAUAUCUCAAAACAGAAACAAUAAUAUUAGUGGAAUUUGCCUUCCUUGUUUUGUUUGUUUUUCUUUCUUGUUCCAAUUGCGGAAAAUCCUUGAAGGUUGAGAGAGAGAGAGAGAGAGAAAGAGGUGAGGGAAGAUGCCAGCAGUUUGGUUUGCUCUGAAGAGAUCACUGCAGUGUAGAUCAGAGCCGUCGGAUGUUCAUGAUCCAAAGGUCAAUAUUAAUGGUGACAUUGGCAACAUAUUGACAAAGAAAACAGGAAGGUCUGGUUGUUCAAGGUCUAUUUCAAAUCUCAAAGAUGUCAUCCAUGGAAGCAAGAGAUACAUGGAAAAGCCACCAAGUUGUAGCCCAAGAUCCAUUGGUAGCAGUGAAUUUCUCAACCCAAUAACCCAUGAAGUUGUCUUCAGUGAUUCAACUUGUGAAAUCAAAAUAACAGGUGUUGGUAGUGCUUUCCAAGAAAGUAAUGGUGGUGGUGGUGGUGGUUCUGGUGGAGGUGGAAAUGGGUCAACUUUUGUGGGUACACUGAGGCCUGGGACACCUGGUCCGGGGGAACACCAUGUGGUGGUGCACCAAAACAAGCAUAGGGUCUCAUCCACUACCCUUCAAAGAAAUACACCUAGGAGCUUUUCAAGGAGGGAAGGCUCAAGAUUCAAUGGUGUUCCUCCUCUAAACCCUAGGCCUUCUUGUGGAAAAGAUUCUCCUGGUUCCUUAUCUUUGACUUGCCAUAAAUGUGGUGAACAAUUCACUAAGUGGGAAGCUAUUGAAUCACAUCAUCUCUCCAAACAUGCCAUCACUGAACUUGUUGAAGGAGACUCGUCUAGGAAGAUAGUAGAGAUGAUUUGCCGAACUGAGUGGUCAAAAUCUGAAAAAAAUUGUGGGCACAUUGAGAGAAUCUUGAAAGUCCACAACAUGCAAAAAACAAUUGCUCAAUUUGAAGAAUACAGAGAAACGGUGAAAAUCAAAGCAAGCAAAUUGCAAAAGAAACAUCCUCGAUGCCUAGCUGAUGGGAACGAGCUCUUGAGGUUCCAUGGAACAACCAUUGAAUGUUCUCUUGGCAUCAACGGCUCAUCUAGCCUAUGCACAUCACAUAGAUGCAAAGUUUGUGAAAUUUUGAGACAUGGGUUUUCAUCCAAGAAGGAAAUCAAAGGUGGGAUUGGUGUUUUCACUACUUCUACGAGUGAAAAAGCAUUGGAAUCUAUCGAGUUACAUGAUGAUGAAAAUUCUUCACUUAAAAAGGCUCUGAUAGUAUGUAGAGUGAUUGCUGGGAGAGUCCAUAGGCCUUUGGAGAAUUUUCAAGACCUCACUAGCCAAUCCGGAUUUGACUCGUUGGCUGGAAAAAUGGGCCUCUAUGCAAAUAUUGAGGAACUCUUUUUGCUCAAUCCUAGAGCUCUCCUUCCUUGCUUUGUCGUAAUUUUCAAACCAUGAAAAUGAGGGGAAAAAAUGGUAAAUUACAUUAUUUGUCCCUUAGUUUGGGUGAAGUUUUUGAAUCAUACACUUUCAAUUUUGUUAUAAUAUAACCUCUCUAUCAUGUGUCGUCAACAUUUUGAACUGAAAAAAAUAUUUACAAAAUUAGAGGAAUGAAAGUGGAAUUUAAAACAAAUUACAUAUAGGGACCAGUAGUGUAAUUUAUUUAUUACACCAAUAGUCUCUAUAGUUUGUUUUGAAUUCUAUUUUGGUCCCUUUAGAUGAUCAUUUUUCUGUUCAUAAUUCUAAGUGAUGGGAGGACUACAUUUCAACAAAAUUAAAAGUGUAGGUUUCAUUGUUCAAGUUAAAACUACAUGAACUAAAUUGAUAUAUCACUUAAAUUAUAUGGACUAAGAAUGUAAGUUACU
Molecule: messenger RNA, 2164 nt
Organism: Camellia sinensis
Lineage: Eukaryota; Viridiplantae; Streptophyta; Magnoliopsida; Ericales; Theaceae
Source: RefSeq, a predicted model, not a curated record